AUGGCGGACUCCAAUCCUGCUCCCGAUGCUCAAGAGAUCCAGAGGCUCGUACUCGCCGCAGCUGAUGCUGCCAAUGCUCGGUCAGCCGAACAGCAGCCAUUGGCACCUCCAUCAACCGAUAUCACCAUGCAGGACUCAACCGCGCCACCUGCAUCCGAUGCCUCGCCAACCGCCGCUGGUCUGCCUAGCACGACUUCUCUUCACGUCCAACUUCCACCUCACAUCUCAGCAGAUCAGCUCGUGCUGGCAUUGACGACCCUCAGCGAAGCUGAACCAAGCUCCAUCAUCACAGCAGAGCAGCUUCAGUCUCCGGAUGCCGACCUCGUGCUUCGUCUCUACGACAUUGUCAUCAAAGCGUUGGGUUGGAAGCAACAGGUUUCCGUUCUUCAGGAGGCGCAACAGGAAGCACGAUCAUCAUUGACAGCCGCUCAGGAUGCGAAUCGUCAGCUCGAACAACAGCUAGAGGCGGAUAGCGCACAGACCGUCGAAGCUUCGCGUCUCAAGGACAGCUUGCAGACCGAGGUCGUCAACCUCCAGAACCAGAUUGGCUCUCUUCAGACCUCGCUCGACAACGAAAGGCGCGAAGGCGAGGCUGCAAAGGAGAGAAGUGCCGAACUAGCAACGGAGUUGUCCGCCUCGCAGGCACAGACAGCCGCCCUCAUCGCCGAGGUUGAAACCGAACGCAAGGCAAAGGAGCUGGUCCGGAGCGAGAAGGACCGCCUCUCCGCCGAGCUCGUCGGCGUCAGUGCCCAGCUGACGACGCUCAAGAGCUCCACCGAAAGCGGUGUGCGUCAGGCUGCCGAGGUCCGCGGCAGACUCGAUCAGGCCGAGCAGGAGAAGCGCGACAUUCUCUCCAGUCUCCAGCGCGAACGCGAGGAGAGCACUCGCAAGGCCGAAGAGAUCAACACACUCCUCUCACGCAACCGUGAUGCCCGUCAAGAGAUCUCACGUCUCUCCACAGCCGUUCAAGAGUCGCGCAGUCAAGAAAACACGGCUAGGUUCAAGCUGCAAGGGCUGGAGCAAGAGAUCAAGCUGACCAAGAAGGAUGCCGAGUGGGCUCACGAGCAGCUAAACAAGCUCAACGAGGCAUCGGCCACCUUCCGCGCAGCCAAACGCGCUGAGCUCAGCCGUGUUCAGGCAGAGCUGGACACAGCCCGACAAGAAGCUGCUGCAUCCCGCUCCAAGGUCGAGUCGCUGCAGACAGCUUACAACGAGGCCAGCACCAAACUCGGUCACACGUCGGACAAGGUCGCCGACCUCUCUGCCCGUCUGGCAUCCCAGGAAGCCUCUUUCCGCUCCGAGGUUGGCAGCCAAAGUCAACUUGUCAAGCUGCUCGAGAGGCGAGCGGAACACUCGUCGCAACGCAUCGUCGAGCUCGAAGAGCAGUGGGAGGACGUGCUCGCACAGUGUCGCACGCGGGAACAAGAGGCUUGGGCAGAGACACAAAAGGAGGUCGAAUUGCGCCAGGCUUUGCAAGACGAGAAUCGAGAGCUAUCCGAGGCUUUGGACCGCCUCGCAGAGGGUGUUGGCAUCGGACAAGGCCAGCGCGAAAACGGCGAUGCGUUCCUCGACCAGACUCUCGAUAUCAUGAGCGAUGUCGGUGCCGACUUUGAUACUCGCAGUAUCGCCUCAACACCGCGGCGGACAGGGCUUAUGGGUACCGCUGCAUCUUUCAACAAUGGCUUUGGCAUCUCUCCCACCGCCGAGAUCGCCAAUCGCAUCCGCAAGUCUGGCAAGAGCUUCAGCCAGAUUUACAUGGAGCUCGCCAAGACCCAAGAAGAGCUUCGCCGUGAGAGGCUCGAGACCACCCGUCUUGGCUCGGUUCUGGCGCAGGUCAUGGAUGAGCUGCAGGAACGCGCUCCGCAGCUCCAAGCGCAGCGCGAGGAGACGGAGCGUCUCACUGCCGACCUCGGCGAGAUGGUCGCUCAGGUCGCUACCGCAUCGCAGGAGCGAGACACGGCACAGUCCGACGCGAAGCGCCUCAAGCUCGACCUAGAGCGCAUCAGCCGCGAGAAUGGCUUCAUGUCGCAGCAGCUUGCCGACUUCGGCCGCCAGGUGCGCGAGCUCACGAAAGCCAUCAUCCUCCGCGACGAUCCUGACGCUGCUGCACGUCUCGAGGAUGACGGCAGCUUCCUCGCUGAGCUAGAUGCCAUCGGCCCUCUCCCAGAGACGCUUCCUGAAUCCGACACGCAAUCGGUCAUCACCAGCGAGCUCGUCACAUUCCAAUCCCUGACCGAGCUCUGCAGUCAGAACGCUCGACUGCUCCAGGUGACGCGCCAGUUGGGCGCCAAGAUGGAGGAAGAGGAACGCAACUACAAGGCCCGCCUCGCCGACGAAGAGGACGACGCCGUCAACGAAGCGCGCGACCUCAUCGUACGACUCGAGGAUGAAGUUAGACAGGAGCGCUACAAGAUGGAAGAGGUCAGCAAGGAGCGCGACCUGUUCCGCCAGCUGUGCUCCACCGGCGGACGCAGCGCCGAAGCGAAGGCAGGCGAAGAGCACGCCUCCGGCGCCAUUGCGCCCAUCAACUCUGGUCUGCCGCUCGCCGAGUACGAGGCGCUGCGCGCUCGCCACGAACGCUUAAAGACCGAGACGGACAACGAGCUGUCCCGCUACCGCGAAGAAAUCCGAUCCUUGCAAGUGGAGAUCAGCAAAACUACGGUCAGCUCAGCUCGCGAGCAGGCGCUUCGCCAAGCCGCCGAGGACAAGUUCGGCAACCUUCAAAGGACGCACGAGCUCACCAGGACCGACCUGGACGAGCUGUCGAAGCGUACAACCAAGCUUCAGGAGAGUCUUGCCCGCAAAGAGGUCUCUGCACAGAUGUUGGAAGAGCAGCUGAUCCAGUCUCAGUCCAGCUUGGAGCAGCUGCGUACACAAGUCUCAAGCCUGCAGGCCGAGAAGGAGGUCUGGAAAUCGCUCGAAAGCAACCUGCUCGAAGAGAACCGCGGCAUGCAGGUAGAGCGAAACAACUUGCAAGAGCUGGUUCGCACUACACAGAGCAUGCAGUCGGAUCUCGAAGAACGUGGACGUGACGUCAAGUCUCGUCUCGAGCAAGACGUCAAGAGGCUCGACGAGAUCAACGAGGACCUUCGGAGCCGACUCGCCGCUGAGCAGGAUCUCUACCGUCAGCUCAGUCUUCGUCGCGAAAUUGAAACCAAAGACCUUCAGAGUCGUAUCGAUCUCUCCAGCGCCGAGCUCAGCAGCGCUCGCGAGGCGCUCGCCAUCGCACGCACCAGCGCUGAUCACACCCAGCUCCGCGUCGAGGACCUGACUCGCCAGCUCGAGUCCACGCAGGAGAAGCUCGGCAUCUACGAGCGCCGCGAUAAGCUUUCGCGUGAUCCUGUGGCGUUCCGCGCCCAAGCCGAUGUUCAGCUUUCAAGAGAAGAGCAGCUCGAGAUCGAGCUGGCCGACCUCAAAGCCGGUCGAGCGGCGGCACAGCUGGAAGUGCGCAAGAGCAAGCUCGAGGUGGAGCAAGCCACCGCUGCAGUUGCCGAGAAGGACGCUGCACUCUCAGCGUUGUCGCAAGAGCUAGAGCAGCUCAAGACGAGCACGUCCAGCGAGCUCUCUUCCAGGACUGCCGACAUCGAAGGCCUGCAGCAGCAGCUCUCGAGCGCGUCGUCGCAGCUCUCGGCGGUCCAGACGCAGCUGCAGGAACUGCAGCUGCAGCUUCAGACCGAACGCUCGGCAUUCCAAGCCGAGAAGAAGUCGUUGGAGGAUGCCAUUACAGAGCUUGGCUCUGUGGAAGAGCGCGCUCGCGCCGAACAGGAAGAUGUCAAGGGCGAAAUCCGCAAGCACGUUCAAGCUGCCAAGGCCGCCCAGCUCAAGCUCGACGACAUGACCAAGCAAGUCGAGACGCUUACCGCCGACCUCGCCGAGGCACGCGAACAGCUCAAGAAGGCUCGACAGGAUGCAAGCUCGCUCCGCAGCUCCAAGGACCUCGCCGAGGCCGAAUGGGGUCGCGAAAAGGCCAGCUGGGACGCCGUGCGCCAAGCACUUGAGCGUGAGAAGGCCGAUUUGCAACGCAAGAUCGACGACCUCACAACCCAGAACCAGAUCCUUCACACUCACUUGGAGACCAUCAACGCGCAAGCAAACCAGAUGCGUGAAGCGGCUGCCGCGCCACUUCCCUCUGUAGAUGUCGACAUGGAUCUUGAGCAGGCAAGCAGUGCUGUGCCGACGACGAGCGAGUCGACUGCCGACCCGAACGCCGAUGAGGCCGUACCAGCAGGUGCAGCAGAAUCUCGCGAGGCUGCGGCGGAAGGAGCAUCAGAAAUUCCCGCUGAAGCAGCCGCAACCACGGAUGCGCCUUCGUCGGAGCCAGCCCAAGCAGCGGAAGUCAAGAAGGAAGACACGAGCAUCUCCGGGACCGAGCUCGCACAUUCUCUGAUGAAGCGUCGCGUCGACGAGCUGCACGAGGUUGUCAAAUUCCUGCGCCGCGAGAAGGAAAUCGUCGACUUGCAGAUGGAGAUCAACAAGCAAGAAACGUCUCGACUCAAGCAGACCCUCGAGCACGUCAACAAGACGCUCGGCGAAACGCGAUCCGAGCUCGACAGCGAGAGGACGAAGAACGUGUCUUCAGCCAGCACCGCCACACAGCAUGCCGAGCUGCUGGAGAAAAUCAACCAGCUGAACGAACUGCGCGAGAACCACAACACGUUGCAAGAGACAGCCAGCCGUGCCGAUGCGCGCAUCGCUCAGCUCGAGUCCGAGCUGCGCACCGCCAAUGCCGAACUGGAGCCCGUGCAGGAGCAGCUGCGUAACGCUCAGAUCGAACUCGAAGCUUCGCAGGCGGAGCUCAAUGUCAUGCGAGAGGACAGCAAGCGCUGGCAGUCUCGAGCCCAGUCGCUCCUUCAGACUCACGGCAUGAACGAAGAGAUGCAAAAGGUCGAGCAGCAACGUGCCGAAGCGCAGCAGAAGGUGGAAGAGACCGAGGCAAAGUUGAAGGAGAGCGAAGCCGCGACGGCCACGGCGAAACAGAACUUCGAGAAGCUUCGCGAGCAGGUACGAACGAGGAUCGCUACCGAGCGCAAAGCUGUAGCUGAGGUUCAGGAGAAGUUGGCAGCUCUGCAGAAGGAGAAGGAGGAGGACGCAGCCAAAUACCAGGAGGCGAUUGCCGUGCACGAGGCCAACAUUGCCCAACUCGUCAUCGAGAGGGAUGCUUUGAAGCAGCAGCUGGUAGAGGCACAGGCCGCUGCCGCCACAGCUGCCGAGGGCACUGGUGGAUCCGCAGCUCCUGUCGCUGGUGAAGAAAACUCCAGCGUCCCUGCUGCGGCUGCUUCGGAGACGCGAGAAGCGAUCUCGUCGGUCGACCAGCAGGCUGCCGUCGAAGCAGCCUUCGCCGAGGCUCAAAAGCAAUUUGACGAAAUCAAAGCCAAGCUCGAAGCCGAAAAGGAACAGAUCAUCCUGGCUCGCGACAAACAUCUUCAGAAGGGCAAGCAAUUCCUGCGCGAAAAGCGCGAGGCUGAAGCCGAGGUACAAGCCCGGGACGCAACCAUCGCUCAGCUCAAGAGUGACUUUGCCGAGAACAACGCAGAGGCGAUCGAGAAGGCUGUUCAGGAGCGUCUUGCAGCUGGUGGCAACGGUGUGUCGGGUGUAGGUGCUGCUUACAGCGAGUCAGAAGUGGCUGCUUUGCGGUUGCGUAUUGCGGAGCUCGAGGAGAAGCUGGCCGCUGCCGAGGAGAGGAUCCGCGAACUCGAAGCUCAACUCGCUUCCGCCCAAAGCGGAGUUCCAACGGACGUUACCGAAUUGAAAGCGGCUCACGCGCAAGAGCUACAAGAACUGAAAGCGUCGCUCGAAGCAAAAUACGCACAGGCACCACCUGCCUCUACCGCAGCAGACGGUGACGUUGAAUCGCAAGUCCAGCUUCGACUCAAAGCGUUGGAAGACGAGCGCGAAGCAGCUGUUCAAGAGGCUAUCGCAGCAGCCGUUUCUGCACGCGAAGCGGAGCUCAAAGCGCAGUACGACGAGAGUGCAAAAGCGCGUUUCGAAGCGGGCAAGAACGAGGCGAAUCUGAGGAACACGUUGAUGAUCAAGCAGAAGGACAACAAGAUCAACAAGUUGACGGCCGAGAUCGCUGCUUUGAAGGGCGAGGAAGUGCCGGCAGCUGCGCAGGCGGCGGGUGGUGGUGCUCCGACGGGACCAGCUGGUGGUGCUGCGGGAGGAGGCGCGUCGAGGCCAGGGGUGUUCGGUCGAGGCGCAGCGCAAGCCGGACGCGCCACCGCACGACCCGUUGUAGCAAGACCCAUCCCCACCGGUCCUGCCAGCGCCACAUCCGCAGCUGGCGCACCAACUCCCACCCCAACAACCGUAGCCUCCAUCCGUGGAGCUGCCGCAGCAGGCCGCGGCGGUGGAACACGCAUCGCCCACGCCGCUGCAAGAGGCGGUCGUGGCGGUGCCGCUACCGCAGGCGCCAAGCGCAAGCUAUCCGCCCAAGGUUUGAACGCAGCUGCACCCAACGCCGAGGCCGGACAGGGAGGCGCAAAGAAGCCCAGAGCUGCUGGGGCGCCCAUCGCUAUCAAGAAGCCUGGACAGGGUGGGCAGGGAGGUCAGGGUCAGUGA
Pseudozyma hubeiensis SY62 is the source of this 6558-nucleotide messenger RNA. RefSeq names its product filament-forming protein. The record is from RefSeq and is a predicted model, not a curated record. The coding region runs from base 1 to 6558 and encodes 2185 amino acids. Gene Ontology annotation, cellular component: nuclear pore. NCBI's taxonomy places the organism in Eukaryota, Fungi, Basidiomycota, Ustilaginomycetes, Ustilaginales, Ustilaginaceae. The transcript has a single exon. Gene Ontology annotation, molecular function: structural constituent of nuclear pore. Gene Ontology annotation, biological process: protein import into nucleus; mRNA export from nucleus.